AUGAAGCAACUCUUCCUCUUCCUUGGCUUUCUAGCCUUCUUUACCCUCUCCUCGGCAACGUAUGCCAAAACAUGUGCUUCGGUACCCCGCACCAAAUGCAAACGCCUCGGCACAACCCUAACCUGGGACAAACCCAGCCGACAAGUCUCCGAUCGCCGCAGUCGCGAAGCCGGCUGUGGUAGUUCCAACCGCUGCAGCAAAUCCCCCUACGGCAGAGGUUACCAAUGCGACGAGUACCCGUUUCGAUCUGUGCGGGAGUCCGACAGAGGCGGGCAAGUAAAUCGCUGCGUUCUAGCGCGAUACAAUAAUGGCACGUUCGGACUCAUCCUAUCUCACCCGCCAAUGGUCCCUUAA
Aspergillus vadensis CBS 113365 is the source of this 354-nucleotide messenger RNA. RefSeq lists its product as uncharacterized. The coding region runs from base 1 to 354 and encodes 117 amino acids. NCBI's taxonomy places the organism in Eukaryota, Fungi, Ascomycota, Eurotiomycetes, Eurotiales, Aspergillaceae. The transcript has 3 exons. The record is from RefSeq and is a predicted model, not a curated record.